GACGGUCACUGCAAAAUACAUAGCCUGCGCCCAGCCGUCAGAGAUUAAAGCCCUACAUAGUUUCCAAUAAUAUAUUUAGUGAAGAACAGUGCGCAACGUAGCAAUGAAUCACGAGCAUGAAUAUUGAAUGUAAAAUUAAUAUCUUAUGUUAAACGGUGAAAGUCCAUACUUUCUGCUCGUGCAUUUAAUUUGCAUAUCAAUUAGGUCUAUGUUGAAAAUCAUCCCCGAAAGGGUUACAUAUUGAAAAGAGGCGGGGCCAAAGCCUUGACGGAGAGCCCUGUUUAGCCCAGUCAACAAUAGAAGGGGCGUGGCCUGUUUCAGAGGGGCUGAGCGGCUAGGAUGAAAAGGGAGUAUUCUUAACCCUGUGAGACCAAAUGAGGUAGCUCCUCUGAAUGCUUGACGGAACGCAUCAGUAUGACGUUGUCGGGCUACAGGUGCUAGUAGGGCGGGACCCAACAGACGGAGAAUAGGGGAGAGGAUCACUCUAGAGAGGGGGAGAGAGAGCGAGCGAGAGAGAGAGAAAAAGAGACUGUGGCGAUGCAUGCACAAUAAACACCGCUGCAGGUACGCGUCUAGCCUUCUAUAGCUUGCUGUCUCACGUCGGGAAGACCCGUCUCCUCCCCGGGAGACAUUCACUCUCUCCUCCACCAUGUCUGGCGGAGAUGUCCGCGUUCUCCGCCAAGAGGCUGGGCAAGAGAGCCCGAGGAUGCCGGCCUGGAAACGAGAGAUCCUCGAGCGAAGGAAAGCUAAAGGUAGCGGGUCUGGAGGAGCAGGUGCCGUUUCCGAGGUUUGUCCAUCUGGGAGCUCACAGCGGGUUAACGGUAGCGAAGUCACGGGCAACGAAAGUGGACUCAAAACAGACAAUGGGACGAGUGCUACUGGGUCCAGUCGGGGCUUCACGAUCAGCACGGCCAAUCAGCACUUCGGAGGCAAGCGUGGCACCCUCGCAUCCCCAGACCUAUCGCCGUUGAAAACAAACAAAGACCCAUGGGUGUCUGCUGGUGAUCUCCACGACACCUCGGAGACCACGGAGAAAGAAUGCGUAGGACCAGAGAGCUUGGUUCUGCAUGACAGUUUGGGCCCUUUGCAGGAAAACCCCUUCAUCAAACUGGAGAAGGAAAGGAAAAGGCAACAGGACAGGGUGAACUCGGCUCGUCCCGUCCAGCACAUACUAGAACUGUACGGGAGCGUUCCGGGAAUUCGGACUAUUCGUGCAGACAAUAUCAUAAUAAUAGAAUCCGACCCAGACUACUAUCAGGAAGCUGGGUCCAAAUUGCAACAAAAUGGUGUCAGUAGUUAUAGCUCCCUUAACGAUCUCUUGGACCGGAGAGGGAGCGGAGUGACUGAGAUAAGGGCCAGGGAGGUGGUCAUUUAUGACACCACAUUAAGUAAGAGCGAGGAGAACCUUAGCACUCUGGGCCGUAACGAUUAUGAUUACUCGCCCUAUGACACGGAGGAGGGACAUGGUAGGGUGAGCCGGAUGCUUCAGAAGUUUGACAGUAAUUAUGGAAAACUGCACAAGAAAUCCCAAAGCAUCGAUGACCUGCUGGGCCUGGACUCCAUCCCCGGUAGCCAACACAGGGCCCGACCGAAGCCACAGCCACACCUGGUGCCAAAGCCCUAUGCGGUGCACCCCCAACCAGGCUCACCGGUUCGCAACCUGGGCAAGACCCACUCUCUGGCUGCCUUCCAGACCGGCGGCCACCAGUCUUCCAGGUCAAAGCCCUCGCCAACCGCCACCGACGCUCUGAAGGACGAGGUCCCGUCGGGACCCCCGCCAUCAGAACCAACCCCGACGGGACCCCCCCCGUCGGUGUCUUCCUACCGCCAGCACUUCGAGGACGGCGGUGCUGAUGUCAACCAACGAGACGAGACCAACGGGGGUCUUCAGUCCCCCCGGCCCGCCAGGCAGAGGGACAGGGAGUCCUCUGGGGAGUCGUCCCCCAAACCCAAGGUGCCACGCUCCCCGGACCCCCGGCGGGCCGCCGGCGCCGAGUCGCCUACGGGCGCCGCCUCUCCCAGGGUGCAACGCUCCCCCGGGUUUGAGAUCCGGCCCACGGCCAAACCGGACCUCUCCCUGAUCCCCGAGGGCGACUCCACGGCCAGGGCGCUGGCCAACCUGCGCCUGCAGUCCCGGAACACCUUCACGGUCAUCCCCAAACGCCAUGGCGCCCCGCCGCCCGCCUCCUCGCCCGCCGCCUCCUUCCCCAAGCACCCCCCCACCCAGUGGGCCGAAGAGGAGCCCCGAGUGCCAACGGCCCCCGCUCCUGUCACGCCGCCGGCGAGGCAAACGGACGAGGACGAGGACGAGGAGCUGCUGAUGGGGAGGCCAUCGCCCAGCCCCACCAACACCACCACCGACGUCCCCAAAUCGCCCUCUCCCGCCCGUCUCCUGACGACCUCCCCCUCUCCCCCCCCGGCCGUCUCGCCCCCUCCGUCCCCCGUCCCGUCCGUCUCCCCGCCGGGCCUGUCCCCGGUCCCGUCCGACCCCGACCCGGCCGGGGAGUUCCUGCCGGUGACCAACAUCGACGACAUCGAGGUGGAGCGGCCCCCCGCGCCCAGCCCCAUGAUGCAGAAGACCAAGGGCAACACCUUCAGGGUGGUGCCCAAACGCAAGGCGGAGAGCACCACCACCACCACAGACUCCCCGGACCACCCACCCGAUCCCACCUCCUCAUCCUCCCCGGCGUCCGGUGGGGUCCGGCCGGGCCCCGCCGCCCCCGCCACCCCCCCGGCUCCCUACUCGCAGCUGGGCACCCUGCUGAAGAAGCGCUACCCCGCGGCGGACGAGAUUGAGGUCGUCGGAGGCUACCUCUCCCUGGGGAAGUCCUGCCUGGCCAAGACGGGCUCGGCCGGCAAGAAGAUCUCGUUCAACGAGUCGAGCCUCCAAAGCACCUACGAGUACCCCUCCGAGAGCACCGCCUGGGACAGCGACGGCGAGGACGAGGAGGAGGGCGGGGUCGGGCCCGAGGUGGCGGACGACCAGCCCAGCAUGGUGGGACGCAUCCACAUCCCCCGGCCUAGCUUCACCGGCCCCGCAGGCCACUCCACCAACAGCAACGACUUAUCCAACUACAUUCCCAAGCAUUCGGUGGAUUACAACACCUGGCAAGAACACAAAAUGGACGACCCCGCUCACCUGAGGGAAGCCAACGCACAGCAAACCGGGAUUUCAGAGGAAGUCAUGCUCACCCCAGCGGACACCUCCUCCCUGUCUGACUACAGCAGCGAGCCUGCCCUCUACUUCUGAUGCGUCCCUAACCAAGCCACUGUCAAACACAAUCAGCCAACCCGUCACCCCUGGGACCACACCGAGAGGAUGGGAUGGAUUCCACUCCUGUGUCCCUCCUCCCGAUUCCUUUCUGAACUCCACCACCCAGAAGCAGCCGGACUGCCUCUGACUUUGUUAUUCCCGGGCAGUUGAUCUGUCAUCCUCUUUUCCUCCUCUUCCUCCUCCUCUUCAUCUCUCUCCUCCUCCCCCUCUCCCCAUUCAUAGACUUGCUCAUAUGAAGGCAACAAAGUCUUAAAAACACAGGUCGUCAACGAUGAAAUUGAUUGUCAAACUUCUGAACUGAGAGAACUUCCACACUCACUGUGUAUCACUCCCGUCUCGUGGAAGUCUCCAUAGCUCCCCCUUCUGGCUCCAGACACUCAUGUCUGCCUUGAUGUCUCUCUCUCACUCCCUCACUCUCUCUCGCAUUCACUCUCUCUCUGUCUCUGUCUCUGUCUCUCUGUCUUGCUCAUUUUCUUUCUCUGUCUCUGUCGUUGUCACUCUGUCUCUCUGUCUCUCUGUCUUGCUGUCUGGGAUUGGGAGACCUUGUGUAAAAGAAUGGCGACGAGACUGACUGACUGAAAACGAGUGACCAAAUUCCUUUUUUUUAAGAAGGGGAAACCACUAGUGCCCAUCUUGUACAGGUGACGACAGUGUUAGCAUGGAAACAUGUCAUUGGGGAAGUUAAUGUGUCCGCUAAUAAAUAGCAGAAAAAAAACUCCAUGGUGAACGGGUGCCACAGUUGUAGUUUUGUACCUGCAUGAUCUGAUUCAACCAACCACUCCCAUUGGUUCUCAUUUGCUGUAAUGCUUCUAAUGCCUUUUUUUUUGUUUUUGUAUGUUUUCUUUUGUAGAUGUAUUUGAUUUUGAGUUUUGAUUAUUUCCUGUUUUUUUUGCAUUUGUGGUGGAAAUGUGCAAAAUGUUGAGCGCAGACCAACGUAACACUUUUUGAUGAAAAACCAUGUGGAUUUUUGUUAUGAUUUCUGAGAAAAUUAUGAAUUGUAAAGAGCUUGAAAAGUGCCCUUGGCCAAUACUGUCUAUAUAACUAGUAGCAAAAGACACAUACAGCAAAAUAUCAAAUGCAUACUGUACAAAAGUGAUGUAUAUUCUCGUUAUUCUCUUGUAAACCAUAAUCAUUAUUAUUUGGGGAUUUUGUUGAAAACGUAAGCCCACAACAAUCUUCGAGAGGUUAUUGUAUUUAUUACAACUGUAAGUUGAAUUUUGCAUGUCUGAGACUGUUCAUGUAAAAACUUUUUUUUUCUUUGAUAUUGCUGGUAAACAGAGACACCUGGAGAUGCUUUGAGACUAAAGAUGAAAUGGCACCUGAUUUUUACAAUCAGACCUCAUGUACUCUACACAUUCCACAGAGAAACAAGUCCAUUCCAGGGAUGAAGGAGCAUGUAAUGGUCAUGCAAACUGUGUGUGAGCGAAUGCAACAUGUGGCGAUAUCUGCGUGUGUGCGUGUUUGUAUGUCGUGAGAAAUCCUGACAAAAUUAACUUUUAACUUUUUAUAUACAAGAUUGUUCCAAGUUAUCUUUUUGUUAAACUCAUAAUGCCAAUUGUUUACGUGUUGCUGUAAAGGCCACUACUCACAGACAUUCUCUUCACCAUAAUGUACUCUUUGGCCAGUAUUGAUGUACAGUUGCAAUAUUUCAGCAUAUUUUCCUAAGAAUUAUUUAUUACUUUUAUUAUUCAAAUUGAUUAUAUUCAAAUUGUUUUGGACGGAGUCAAUAUGACUGUACUUUUGGGAGGUAGAAUGCCGUAUUGUAUGUGUUUUGUCUUCAAUCUCAGUCUAUUUCUUUCUCCAUUUGCACUGUUUUUGCUUAUUAGCUUUGUUUUUUGCACCUCAUUGGAAGGAUUAGCAUAGGGAAAAUAAGUGUGCACUUGAAUGCAUGUCUAAUUAAAGAGGUUAGUACAAUAGUGAGAUUAAAUUACACAAAUUACUUUAAUUGCUGUGUAGUCAAAGCACAGAUACAUUCAGCAGUGAUUUUCUUUUGUUUAUAUAGUGAAUCAAAUUUUCUCAAUGCUCGAUUUGUUAAUGAAGUAAAGCUUAUGCUUUUUUCUAUUAAGUACAUAUAGCGUUUUGGAUUGAAAUCUCCAAUCAGACGAUGAAUGCACUGCCGAUGACUACUUGUUUUUGCCACAGCCUUGCAAUGGAUGAUUGUUGGCCUUGUUGUGACGACCUAUAUCCUGCUUCACAACGCAGGAACGAGUCUUUACCACCACUACCCGUGUCCAAAACACAUGUUCACUCACAUUGACGUCAAUUCAAGCAUUGAUUAGAACAUGGCCCUUAUUUUCUUCAGGGUUUAUUUUCUUCGUAUGUGGGUCUCUGUAACUUAAGGGCAUCAGAGGCCAUGUUUGGGGUUGGAAGGUUCCUGUGAUCAUGUCAUGCGUCACAUUCUAUGGCAGCCAUUAUCGGAUGUAAAAUCUGUUGAAUGAGUGCUUGAGAAAUGUAAAAAAGAAAAAGAAAAGGGGAGGUCCCACAGGCCGCUCUCUGCCUUGAUCCGCAGUAUUCACCCAUCCGUCUUUUUCCCAUUUUAAAGUACGCCGUUUGUGUAUGUUCUACUGUAGAGACCGUGGUUUAGAAGCUUUUUCCUGUUCGCCCUCAUCUUUGUCUGUAAAUUUGCAUCGCAAGUGAUGUACUUAAUGUAAAGAAAUGUACUCGUCAAUCACUUUGGCAAACACAAGCAAUGUCACAAUUGUAUAAAUGAAAGCUCAAUAAAUAGAAUACUUGAAUAUGUGCAA
Gadus macrocephalus (Pacific cod) is the source of this 6018-nucleotide messenger RNA. It is a transcript of the gene tprn, whose product is annotated as taperin. The transcript is spliced from 4 exons. NCBI's taxonomy places the organism in Eukaryota, Metazoa, Chordata, Actinopteri, Gadiformes, Gadidae. Bases 650 to 3250 code for a protein of 866 amino acids. Gene Ontology annotation, molecular function: phosphatase binding. The record is from RefSeq and is a predicted model, not a curated record.